AAUUUUAAAUAAAAUAAAAUUUCACCUUAUUAAGGAUUUUGUUCUUGAAAAGAACACGAAGGAGGUGAAGAAGGGAGCAAGUGAGAAACGCCGCCAUGGCGCAUCGCUCACUUUUCCUCUCUCUCAGACGAAGUAGCGGUUUAGCUUGUGCACAGAACAGAACAAGAUUUGCGUCUUCGGGUGCUGUGAGCAGUGAUUUAGUUGAAGAGAGUGUGGAAGGUGAUGACCUAAGGAGCAGAAUCUUGAGGCUAAGGCUCCCCAAGCGAAGCGCCACAAACAUUCUUCAGAAAUGGGUCCUUCAAGGGAAUCCUGUUACGCUCUCUCAGCUUCGAGAUAUUUCCAAAGAGCUUCGAAGAUCUCAACGUUACAAACACGCUUUGGAGAUAUCAGAAUGGAUGGUUAGCCAUGAGCAAUACGAGUUAUCAGACUCUGAUUAUGCAGUGCGAAUAGAUUUGAUGACCAAAGUUUUUGGCAUUGAUGCUGCAGAGCGCUAUUUUGAGGGUCUACCUCCUGCGACAAAGACUACUGAAACUUACACAGCCCUCUUACAUUCUUAUGCGGGAGCAAAAUUGACUGACAAGGCUGAGGAACUUUUUCAAAGGAUUAAGGAUUCAAACCUCUGCUUUGAUGCCCUUACUUACAAUGAAAUGAUGACUCUUUACAUGUCAGUGGGACAGUUUGAAAAGGUCCCUAUGAUUGUUGAAGAACUGAAACAACAAAAGGUUUCCCCUGAUAUCUUUACCUAUAAUCUAUGGAUAAGUUCCUGUGCUGCCAUUCUUAAUAUUGAUGAGGUUAGGAGGAUUCUUGAUGAAAUGAGUCAUGGUGUUGGUUGUAAUGAAAGUUGGAUAAGGUAUUUGAACCUGGCCAAUAUUUAUAUUAGUGUAGGUCAUCUUGAUAAUGCAAGUUCCAACACACUAGUUGAGACUGAGAAAAGGAUCACCCAAGGGCAAUGGAUUACUUAUGACUUCUUAAUCAUUCUUUAUGGUGGGUUGGGAAGUAAGGAGAAACUUGAUCAGAUAUGGAACUCCUUGAGAAUGACCAAACAGAAAAUGAUCGGCAGGAAUUACAUCUGUAUUAUUUCUUCCUAUCUGAUACUUGGUCAUUUGAAAGAAGUGGGUGAAAUUAUUGAUCAGUGGAAGCAAUCGACGACCACAGAUGUUGAUAUGGUUGCCUGUAAAAAGAUUAUGGUUGGUUUUAGGAACAUUGGUUUGGUUGAAAUAGCCGACAACUUGAAUGAGAUUCUCAUUGAGAAUAAUCUCAGUCCGGAUAUGAUUAACUGAGGUUCUCUGAGCUUCAAUGUAAUGUAGAAUACAUAGAUUUCGGAUCAAUUUUGCAACUUUCAGAAGAGUGAAUGAAUAAUCCUGCUGGGUGAAUGAAAUGGAACUCUUGCAAUGCUUUGGUGGAUGC
Messenger RNA from Vigna angularis (adzuki bean), 1407 nucleotides. RefSeq names its product pentatricopeptide repeat-containing protein At5g09450, mitochondrial. Gene Ontology annotation, cellular component: mitochondrion. NCBI's taxonomy places the organism in Eukaryota, Viridiplantae, Streptophyta, Magnoliopsida, Fabales, Fabaceae. The record is from RefSeq and is a predicted model, not a curated record. The transcript is spliced from 3 exons. Gene Ontology annotation, molecular function: protein binding. Bases 96 to 1280 code for a protein of 394 amino acids.